Molecule: messenger RNA, 1392 nt
Organism: Candida tropicalis MYA-3404
Lineage: Eukaryota; Fungi; Ascomycota; Pichiomycetes; Serinales; Debaryomycetaceae
Exons: 1
Coding region: 1-1392 (463 amino acids)
Biological process (GO): actin cortical patch localization; actin filament organization; endocytosis
Cellular component (GO): actin cortical patch
Molecular function (GO): phosphatidylinositol binding; ubiquitin binding
Source: RefSeq, a predicted model, not a curated record
AUGCCAUUUUUUAGCGAUCACGCAUAUACAUCAAUUACAAUCAAGAUCAAUCAAUUAGCUGAUCCAAAUAGGAAUGAUGAAAUUGACGAUUCAAUCGAAUUAUAUCUUUCUGAUUUAAUUGAAUUGAUCAAAAUUCAACAUAAUCCUGGUGCAGUUGAAGCUGCUCGAGCAAUUAGAAAGAAAAUUAAAUACGGAGAUACUAAAUAUGUUCAAUUGAGAGCAUUAAAGAUUUUAGAAUUAUUAGUAUUGAAUGGUGGACCUUCAAUUGGACCUAUAAUUGCUCGUGAUGAUAAAUUAUUAGAUGUUUUGAAAGGUAUAAUUACGGGCAAUGGUAGAACUGGAGAUGGUGUUCCAUACGAUAAAAGAGUACAAAAAAGAGUUGUCAAUAUGGCAAUUGGUUGGAAAACUGAAUUGGAAGAUUUGGAUGGUUAUAAAUACAUGCAAGGUUUAUACAGAAAUAUACCUAAAUCGAAGAGAGGUUCAAAUCAUCCGUCACGUCGUAAUCGUGGAAAUGAUGAUUUUGAAGAUGAUGAUUUCAAUGAUGAAGAACCAUCUGAUCCAUAUGGAGAUCAAGAUAAUUAUAAUGGGAAUAGGUUGCGUAGUGAUUCAAAUUCUCCUCCAAACAGAAGAAGCCCUCCACCACCUCGACCAAAAUCCAGAUCACCAUAUGUGGGUAAGAAUGAAAAUAAAGACGACAAGAAGAAUAAAAAGAAGAAAAAGAAGAAGAAGGGUGUCAUUUAUGCUGAUGAAGAAUUUGAAAUCCCACAAAUUAAUUACAAGGUUGAGGCACCAAAGAUAAGAGAACUAAUAGCUAAUUGUUAUACUCAUACAACCACUUUAAAUAACUUGUUGUUACAAUUACCUGCUGAUGAAUCACCAUUGGAUAAUGACAAAGUUUUGGAAGAGUUUGCCAAGUGUAAGAAGAUUAGAAGAAAAGUUUUGAAUUAUUUACAAUAUGUUGGUGCUGGUAUUGCCAGUGAGAAAUCAUCUGAAGUUGCCAAAUUGGAUGAAGAAUUUUUGGGUAGUUUAAUUGGAGCCAAUGAACAAUUAGUUGAAGCAUUUAAGAAAUUUGAUUUCAAGGCAGGAUACUCGAAAGAAAAUCCUGCUCCUAAUUAUGACGAAGAAGAAUCUGACAGUGGUGAAAGUUAUUAUACAACUGAUAGUGAAGAAGAUGAAGAAGAAGAAGAAGAAGAAGAAAUUUCAGAAAGAUUACAAAAUACCAGAAUACAACCAAAAUCCCCACCUCCACCAAGACCUUCAAAACCUGCAGGAUUAUCAAAUGCUUACUCAUCAAGACCAAAACUUGACAAGGUAGAAACCAGUGAUUCAAUUGAGGGCGAUCCAUUUGGCGAUAGAAAUGCCGUGACCAACAAUCAUUCUGUUUAUGAUUAG